AUGGAGCCGCUGCCGCUGCUCGCCCAGCCCACGUUCUGCAUGUUGAUGCUUGCGACGACUAUCCCGAAGGCGAUUGGCAUGAAUGGGCUCUACCUGGUGCUCCGUACCGUCGCUGUUCGGCCGACGCCGACCUUCCCGAACAAGCUCUUCCUGAUGCUGAUUCGUUUCUGCAUGCUGCGGCUGGCGACGGGCACGGUUGGACGGUUCCUGGCGCGCUGCACCUUCGCCGUUCGGACCUCCUCCAGCUUCGAUGCUGCUGCUCGUCUCUCAAUGGCCUGGCAGGCGAAUUUGCAUGCCCCACUUCGGAGCUUCCACAUGCUGAUUGUGCCGUUCUGCCGCUCGGAGUUGCGGAUGAUGCGCAUGACGCUGAGGCACCCACCGCCCGUCAUUGUAGCCCAGUCCCCCAUCCUUGGCACGCUCCAUCCCGUUCCUCGCCGCUUCCUCCCAUGUGCCCUUCGCCCCCCGCCCUUCCCACCAUCCCUGCGUUUCCCUCGUUCCCGACUGCAGCUCAUGACUUACGUCCCUCCGCGCACCGCGUAUGGCCCCAUGCUGGCGGCCAGAGCGUCGAGCGUACAAAGUGCAUCCUGA
Prorocentrum cordatum is the source of this 588-nucleotide messenger RNA. NCBI's taxonomy places the organism in Eukaryota, Dinophyceae, Prorocentrales, Prorocentraceae. The record is from the annotation of a GenBank genome assembly.